This is a messenger RNA of Porites evermanni, 1190 nucleotides long. Lineage: Eukaryota; Metazoa; Cnidaria; Anthozoa; Scleractinia; Poritidae. The record is from the annotation of a GenBank genome assembly.
AUGGGGUCAUCAACGUCACUCGCUAGGAUUGGCUCAUUUUCCUCACCCUAUAUCAUUCAUCUGGUGAGUAGUGGAACAAAACAUGCAAAAGAAAACAUCUUUAAACCCAAAGAAAACAUGAUUUGUUUUUUCUAUGAGAUAGCUAUUGUCUCAAAUAGUGUUUAAGCUGGGUAUCAAAAGACUUUUGUGGUUUAAAUACCGUUUUAAAACAACGGAUGAAUAAAUGAAAACAUGGUGAAAUAUAAGGGAAAAUGGUGUAAUAGAUAGUGAGCCUUAGAUUGUUAAAUUAAAGCAAGUACUUGAAGGACUUUGGAUAACUUAGUAACCGUUACCCCUGGCUUUUUUCAAUUACCUCCUCUCCCAAAACAGCUUUUUUCAAAGUAUCAUUUUUAGUUAUCAGUGCGCCAUGAUAAGGAGCUUAAAAUAGUGCCUGUCCAACGAUCGAGCGUUGCGCAGACUCGAGGAGCACACAAAAAACGGGUAAAUAUUGGCUGUCCUGAAUAAAAUUUUUUUCGAAAUUGUCCUUCUUCCCACAGCGCCUCGUGCAUCCACUCCUGCCGUAUGCAAUUAUGGGAGGUAAUGCGUUACUGGCGGGUCUGCUGUGCAUGACACUACCCGAGACAAAGGGAAUGCCAACCGCUGAAACCAUGGACUCGGAAGAGGAUGCAAAAGAAUCUAUAGAAUUGCAGGUAUGGGAACAUCUACAAGAUCAAGACUUAAUUUCCUUCGUUUUUGGAUAUGGUAAUGUAUGAUAAUCAGUUCGGAACAAAGGAAGGAAAAUUUGCACCGGGGAAAAAAUUGAAUAAUAAAAUGUAUAACCCUUUUUUCUAACGCGAAGUCAGUAUUGGUGAAGUGCACUAUAUAGUGUUUUCACAUGACGUCAAGGCGGCCGUAUUGGUGUCCAAACAAAUCCUGUGGGAGAUGAACUCUUUAAAAGUUUAAAACAUUGGUUUUCAUGUCACUAAAGCCCAGUUAGCAAACUGCAGUUCCUUAUACGGUUUGAUAUCAAUAUGAAUCUCAGCAGGUCUUUUUUAGAGGUGUUACUUCGAAACUUAAGUCCUACAUUCUAUCUUUAUCAUAUCACCACAUGUACAACGAACCAACGACAUCUCUUCCCGUUGCAGGGAACUUUUAGCAAAAAAGAUGCCGAGGAAAUGAAAGAAAUGCUCAUGGAUGAUGCAGAGAAGUAG